UCAGCAUCAUGAGUGGUAGGCGUAUACAUUCUGUUUUGGUUGGGCUUCUAUGCCUGGUCAUUGCCUCUACUAUUUGUUGUUCUAGUAGUGUUGGAACCUCCAGCAUUCUGUGCUUGGAGAGUGAAAGACAUGUUCUUCUCCGGUUUAAACAAGGCCUUGUGGAUGAGUCCAAUGCGCUUGCUUCUUGGAAAAGUGAGAAAGAUUGCUGCAAGUGGAGAGGAAUCGCAUGCAACAACCAAACAGGUCAUGUCAUCACUCUAAAUCUCUGUAUUUUUUGUGAUGAUUACAUGUAUGCUGCAACUCCUUUAAUUGGUGAAAUUGAUCCUUCACUACUUGAAUUACGACAUCUAAAUCACUUGGACCUCAGUUUCAAUGAUUUUGGAGGAAUGAUUCCCAAGUUCAUUGGCUCUUUGAGUCAAUUGAAAGAACUCAAACUUGCACAAGCUAAUUUCAGCGGAUCUGUUCCACCCCAACUUGGAAACCUCUCUAAUUUGCACACUCUUGAUCUUUCCUGGAACGAAUUUCUUAGUUCUGAAAAUAUUGAGUGGUUAUCUCAUCUUUCUUCCUUGAGAUACCUGAACAUGUCAGGUGUAGAUUUGUCAAAGGUUGUGAAUUGGCCACAAUCUUUAAGCAAGCUCACUUCACUGAUAGAGCUUCAGUUAUCUUGGUGCCAUCUUCCUGAUGUCAAUCUAAGAUCACUUUCCUUUAUUAAUUCUUCCACCUCUCUUCAAGUCCUUGACCUCUCUCAGAACUCUCUUAUUAAUUCUUCAAUAUUUCAUUGGAUAGCCAAUGUCAGCAACAACUUUGUUCAUAUUCAAUUAUCAGAUAAUGAUUUACAAGGUCCCAUACCAGCUCAUGUUUUCACAAGCAUGGUUUCUCUAGGCUCUCUAGAUCUCUCUGGUAACUUACUUGAAGGUGGGAUGACAAAGGCCUUUCAAAACUUAUGCAGCUUAGAAUCGUUGGUUUUAGCUUCAAACCAAUUCUCUGAAAACAUUCAGGACUCUUUAGAAACCUUGUCCUGUGCUGAGGACACACUUGAGAGCUUGGACUUGAGUGGUAACUGGUUUUGGGGUUCAUUUCCAGAAUUGACAGGUUUUUCAAAGCUGAGAGAGUUACGUCUCCAUGAUAAUACUCUAAACGGGUCAAUACCCGAGAGUGUCGGGCAACUUUCUUGCCUUGAACAUUUGGAUCUUUUUGGGAAUUCUUUGAAUGCUGUCAUAACAGAAGCCCACCUUUUGAACCUCUCUAGUUUUAAGCAUUUGGAUGUUUCUAAUAAUACAGCGUUGUCUAUCAACCUGAGCUCAGAUUGGAAUCCACCAUUUCAACUUGAUACGUUAGGCAUGUCCUCUUGCAAGGUGGGACCAGCAUUUCCAAAAUGGAUUCAAACGCAGAGAAAUCUUACUCGGCUUUCUUUGGAUAAUGCUAGUAUAUCAGAUUCCUUACCUAGUAAUUUUUGGGAUCUAUUUUCUGACUUAGAGGAAUUAGAUCUCUCUAGGAAUAAAAUUCGUGGAAAACUGCCGGAUCUGCCAUCAUUUCCUCCAGGGCUCAUCACUUUGUAUCUCUCGAAUAACAUGUUUUCAGGAUCCUUGUCUUCCUUAUGUGCAACACAGGCUCCACAGUUGAAUUUUCUCGACCUUUCUGAGAACCUACUGUCAGGGGAGCUUCCUAAUUGUUGGAUGUCAUUUCAACUAUUAGACAUAUUGUAUUUGGGAAAGAAUAAAUUAUCUGGGAAAUUACCAAGCUCAUUAGGGAAUUUAGAGGCAAUUAGCGUAUUGGGUUUACAUAGUAACAACUUUUCAGGAGAAUUGCCUUCUUUAAAGAACUGUACAAGAUUAACCAUUCUUGACCUUGGGAACAAUAACCUGUCUGGAAAGAUACCAUCAUGGAUAAACCAAAACCUAAAAUAUUUGAGAGCUCUUCGCCUAAGGUCCAAUAUGUUCAAUGGAAUCAUACCCUUUUCCAUGUGCGGUCUAACCACCAUUCAUGUCUUGGACCUCUCUCAGAAUAAUAUAUCAGGCGCCUUGCCAUAUUGCUUUAAUAACAUAUUAGCUUUGGCUGAUGAUGCUACGUAUGAUAUUAUGAAUGUAGAAUUGGUGUGGAAAGGGAUAGAGAUUGAGUUUGGGGAAAAUCUUCAGUUUCUGAGAAGCAUUGACAUUUCAAGCAAUUAUUUGGUUGGGGAAAUUCCACAAAGCAUAACAAGUAUGUCAAAGUUGAAUUCUCUGAACCUGUCAAGAAACAAUUUGACAGGAAAGGUUCCUGAAAACUUUGGGAAUUUGAAGAAGUUAGAGUCUCUCGAUUUGUCAAGAAACCAGAUAUCUGGUAGAAUUCCUACAAGUUUUUCGAGCUUAAAUUUUCUUGAAGUCUUGGACGUAUCACACAACCACUUGUCCGGAGAAAUUCCACUAGGCACCCAACUUCAAACUUUUAAUGCUUCUGCAUAUAUGGGAAACCUUGGACUUUGUGGACCACCACUGACACCAAAUUGUUCAGGAGAUGGAACAACUCAAGUUGAUGAUAACAAAGAACAUGAUAAUGAUGGUCUCAUAAACUUGGGAUUCUUUAUCAGUACAGUGCUGGGAUUCAUCACAGGAUUUUGGGUGGUCUGUGGUAGUUUAGUGCUAAAGAGUUCUUGGAGAUACGCCUAUUUCAAAUUCCUGGAUGAUUCAAGAGAUUGGGUUUAUGUCAAAGCCGUUGUCUACAAGGCCAAAAUGCAGGAGAGACUUCGAAGAUAAAUGGUCAAGAGCUGUUGGCAUUCGGGAUAAUGAGCCUAAUUACCCUGUAGCUCAAACUUCAAGGCUGGGAUGUUUCGAGAUGUCUUUGCUUCCCCUUAUAGCAAGAAAUAGAAUAAAUACCAUGCUUUGAUUCUGUUGACAGAUCUGUAUAAUUAUAUAUAUUAAUGGACUAUAUAUAUGGAGCUGGUAUAAGGCCAUCCAAAUAUGUGUCUCUUUAAAUUCUGAAUCUUUCUGGUUGUAAUAAAUACUCCCACCUCUCUCUAUUAAUUUCAAGUUUCUAGUAGCACUCUCUUCCAAUA
Messenger RNA from Rosa chinensis, 3031 nucleotides. RefSeq names its product receptor-like protein EIX2. Bases 9 to 2732 code for a protein of 907 amino acids. The record is from RefSeq and is a predicted model, not a curated record. NCBI's taxonomy places the organism in Eukaryota, Viridiplantae, Streptophyta, Magnoliopsida, Rosales, Rosaceae. Gene Ontology annotation, molecular function: protein binding. The transcript has 2 exons.